This is a messenger RNA of Sitodiplosis mosellana (orange wheat blossom midge), 12023 nucleotides long. It is a transcript of the gene nonC, whose product is annotated as serine/threonine-protein kinase Smg1. NCBI's taxonomy places the organism in Eukaryota, Metazoa, Arthropoda, Insecta, Diptera, Cecidomyiidae. Bases 267 to 10928 code for a protein of 3553 amino acids. The record is from RefSeq and is a predicted model, not a curated record. Gene Ontology annotation, biological process: phosphorylation; TOR signaling; nuclear-transcribed mRNA catabolic process, nonsense-mediated decay. Gene Ontology annotation, cellular component: TORC2 complex; TORC1 complex; nucleus. Gene Ontology annotation, molecular function: protein serine/threonine kinase activity; protein binding. The transcript has 15 exons.
AGGCAAUCCACUUUCAAACGCAUUGCAACGCAUUCAAACGCAUGGGAUAACAUGCUGUUGACAGUUGUCCAUCAGAUAAAUAGUGAAACGUCAGUGGAAACGUUGCUGUCAUUGCACAAGAAACAAUAUUUCUAAUUUUAGUCAACACUCAGUUGUGAAUGACGUUUUUCUCUUCGAAACAAAACAAUUUAAGAACAUUUUGAAUACUAACGAUUGGAGACAAUUUAGCGGGAGGUUUUUGAGGAGAUUUUUGCGCAACUAACGCUAUGGACGAUGAUGACGAUAAUGAAAGUGUCAUUUCGGUGAGUCGAACGAGCGAAAAUAAUGCUGUUGGCAGCAAAGUUGCGAUUUUAAAAAGUUCCAAGGACUCGAGUUCAUCGUCAUCACGACGUGAUCGACGUCGAAAUCGAAGCAAGGAUGGUGAUGGAAGCAAUAAGCGUGUGGUGGUGUUGUUAAACGCAAACAGUGGUUCAUCGAGGAGUCGAGGCUCUGGGGCAAAGGGGAACAGCAGUAAUUCACAAUCGGGAGCACAAUGGUCCAAUGAUAUGCGAUAUAGUUCGACGGAAUUGCUCGACAUAACCUCACUUUCCGAAGUUGGAGUGUAUAACGGUGAAAGUUUGAACAGCAACAAAAUUACAAAUUUACUGGCUAAUUUACCGGAAGACAUGCGUAUAUCAAAGCUACUGCGACAGUUAAGCACCGAAAAAGAUUCAGCCGAAGCACGGAAAAUUUGCAUGAAAUUAAAUAUUGUCAUCAUGGACGGAACGAAUUCCGGUUACAUUCGUCGAUCAUUUGAUAUUCUCUCCGAUCACAUUUUACGAACAUUUAAGGAUGGUCCGAUUGAUGCGAUGAACGAUGUGGCCGGUGUCUUUGGCAAAAUGGGAUGGAUCGUUCGAUCCGAUUUUUCCAUUUAUCGUCAAUGGAUUCAGAAAAUGCAUAAAAUCGAACGCAUUCGUGAAUAUGUACUGAAAGCCCUACAAGAAACACUCGAAAUGGACGCAGUUAGCCGUGACAUUCGCAUGGAUAACUGCAAUCGAAUCAUCGAAAUGCUUAAGGAAUAUCUAGAUGGCACUGAUAAACCAACACAUUUUGUGGCUGUUACGAAUGUGAUUCAACAAUUUGCUCACAAUUAUCCGAAAUCAUUUCAACCACAUUUUGCCGAUAUUGUCGACUUUGUCAUCGGAUGGCAUUUGGAAACGAAUCAACUGUUGAGUAUAAAACAACAUUGCUCAUUCAUUUUGCAACAAUUCAAACAAUUUUGGCUGAACGAUGUAAACUUCACAAGGAAUUUACUGAACCAAUUUCUGGAAGAUAUAAUCAGCUACCGUGAUGAAAUUCAAAGCCAAAUCGAAGCAGCGGCCGGAGGAAGCGGUAGUAGCACACCGACACCAGAGAUAUGCUUUGGAUCUAUUGUUGGCGCAACAAAUUCGAUUUUGAAAUGUAUCUAUGAUACUCCAGCCGUGCUUUGCAACCACAUUGGCAUUGAUCUGCUGUCCGAUAUCAUUCGAAGCGUUUUAGAAAUGAUCCAAGCCUUUGAACAUGCACCACAGAAACACUAUACACCCGAACAAUGCGAUAUUAUUUACAUGUACGUGAAUGAGCUGAUUGUAAUCGCUUUGGACUGUCGCAAAAUUGGCGUCGAAGUAACCGAUGUGAUGCUUCUUGAAACGGUUGAAUUGCAGCUGAAUAACUUGAGCCCAACGGCAACAUCAGAUGAAAAGAUUGUCAUCAUCCUGUUUGUCAUUUAUAAGUUGGUGUCGGAAUUAAAAUCAAUGGUGCCGUUAGCCUUCAUGCAAACGAUAUUCUCCAUCGAAUCAACGAACGUAAUUCAUCAGCUCAAGUUUUCGCGAAACAAUCGAAUCGUCAAAUCAAUUGUAAAAAUCUACCAAACCGUGUUGAAUUUAAAAAGUGUCGAAAUGCUGCAAGAAGUCUAUCGCCAGAUUGUGGACGAUUUGAUGGUGGCCGUUAAUGUGCUUCAAUCGGAGAAUGUAGAUGAAAUGGAGAAUGCCAUUUACACGAAAGAACAGGCGAAAUGCAUUGUGAACUUUUACCUCAGAACGAUUUCAACGUUGGCCAUAGCCUCUUCAUCGAUCAUAGUGAUGUGGGUACUUGAACCAAAUAUCUUGGAACUGCUCAGCGAACGGUUAAAAUCAGCUGAUUACGUACAGUGGUCACAAUAUCCCGAAACACAUUUUGCCAUUGUCAGUCUCUUGAUCUCACACUGUCGUAAUAACAAUAACUUCAUUGCAUCCAGCACUCUAUUGAAUGAAGAGCUCACGAAAAUCACCGAUGUUUUUAGUAAAUUUUCAUUGGACGAAAGUGCGAACGCGAGUAGUUUUAGUGAAUUUGUACCGGGUGCGGCUUCAUUCAAUGUGCCCGUGCAAAAACCGACUUCUGAAUCAUCGCCCACCGCCGGACAUUUUGAAAUAAUUCUUAAGUACUUGUGCAAAAUUCUGAAAAAUCGUUCGCUCACCGAAAAUUCCGUGGCCAUUUUGUUGGAAUGGUGUGAGAAUUUAUUCCGGCAAACGGCAAUCUAUGCGAAUAUAUUGAAGAAUAAUGUGGAAUUUUCGCAAAUUUUGGAGUCAAUUAGUCGCAUUUCAAAUGAUAUUCAUGCAACGAAAAAGAUUCAAGUGAAAGCAGCCGAUUGUUAUGAUGCAUUACUCACCUAUGAUGCGCUGCAUUCGGAUCUUAUCGAAAGUAUUUCGGAGAUUUGUUGUGUAAAAAUGUGCGUCAGUGAUGAUUUGAUCCGGAAAAAAUAUUCGGAUUUAUUCGCCAAACUGCCACUGAAUGUAUCGCUAAAGCAAGUGAAUCAAUUUACCGGUUUGGCCAAAGCACAGCAUCGUCAAAUAAAUAAUAUUCAACAUUGGUAUCUACGCACAUCGAACCAGCAACGUGGUGGUGAGAUGCGAUCAAAAUAUGUUGUUGAUUUCAUACGUGCAAUUAAAAUCCGAGAAAGAAACUCAAGUGCUGCGGCCACCCACCAAUAUGAAAUCAUUGAAAAUAUCUUGAAGAAUAUUUUUAUUCAUUCGCAGAAUUCGUGCGAAGGCGUUCAAUCAAAGUCAAAACUCAAUGAGAUGGCCGACUUUUGUAAAGUGGCCAUGGCCGAUGUGCGUGUGCUGAUCUCGUGGGCACAGUGGGAAACGGCACAAUCGUGUGUGAACAAUAAGUUGCGUACAUUUUUGGGUAAGCCACAAGAAACCUUUCUCAAAAUUGAAUCACUAAUCAAAGAAAACGCACGAAUCCUAUCAAUGAAAGAGAAACUGAAAGUACCAAAUGUUGAUACAAUACUGGCCAAUCAACGGCAUGCACGAAUUUUAUUAGGCUUCAUGGAAGCGUUGGAAAAGUAUAUUUAUAAUGCAUCCGAAGGAACAGUUUGUUUACCACCAGCCGAGAAACCAGCACGAACAUUUUUCUCAGUGAAUGCAAGCACUUGCAGUGAAUGGUUUAACCGCAUCCGUACCGCUGUCGAUUUGGUCGCGUUGCACUGCAUGGAACCCGAAAUGGUGAUUCGAUACACGGAAAGUGUGUUGAAAAAUUUGGCUGCAAAUGGCAAACACAUCGAACCACUGUUUGAACACACGCUGAUGUCGCACACAUGGGCGCUGUUGCGCAACAAAGAAGGCGAUGCACUCGAAGGACUGUUUGUGUGGACAAAAGCCAUUACGAAGAAGAAACACAUGUGGAUCAAAAUGGCUGCAGAGCAAGCCAACGGUCAUUUGGAAACAGCGACUACGGGAUACAAGAAUAUUUUAGCCAAUUUGGAUGAAUCAAAAUCGGAUGCGCAUUUCAGAGAGUUUAUUUUCGAUCAGCUCACAAUGUGUUUGGCCAACGCACAGGAAUGGCAACAACUUCAUGAUGUGCUUCAUGCUGAAGAGACUCGAAACAUACCCAGAGUUACGAUUCCAUUGUUAUCCGUUAAUUCAAAACAAAUCGAACACUUUAUCGAAUAUCGAAAAUCAAGCGAUGAUGCCAUACUCGAGAUGAGCGACUGGGAAAUUUUGAAUAACGAUUCAAAUGGCAUUGCAAAUGAUUUUUCAUAUCAUCGCUUACUUUCGUUGACCGAGAAUACGAUAUGCAACAUGAGCAUGAAAUCGCGAAAUAAUCAUGUUUACAACACUGAGCUGGAGAAAGCAUGUUUUGAAAUUGUUCAAAGCGGAUUGCAAGAGUGUCUUCGAACACGAUCGCGUGAGCACCUCAACAAUUUGGUGGUAAUGAAUCACAUUUGCCAUAAGGUUGCCAACCGAAAGUUGACUGGAGAACGUGAAAACACGCGCAGUCUAUGUGUUGACAAAACAUUUGGAUCGACGGUGUUAACACUUCUCUUGAAUUGGUCCGAGUAUUUUGAUAAUGCCACCGAGGUUGGCGAACAAAUUAACCUUGAUCUACGGUUGGACGUUUGCUCAAUGACCAGAAAAGAAGGAAAUUUAACACAUUGCCGAAAACAGUUGGAGAUUUUCUUUGAUAAAAUCAACUUUUGCCCACAAAUCGGAUGCGUUGAAUCGAAUUUGGAUUCGAUUUGCGAACGUUUGAUUGCCAGCGCUGAGAAACCGCAAUGGGAAACGAAUAUUUGGAAUAAAAAUACCGUGAGAAGUGCUUAUGAAAUGUCCAAAUGGCUCUAUAGUUACCCGGAUAAGAAAGAGACAGCUAUUCAAUUCGCUGCGGCCAAUGCCAUCACAAUUGGUAACAGCUUGGAAAUGAUAAAAGGCUCAGAGGAUGAACCUCUGAUUCAACAGCGAAUCGCACGUACUUUCCUAACCUUGGCCGAAUGGUUACAAUCGGAGAACGAUCAAUUUUUGAUUGAAUCAGCUGAUAAACCCAUUGGCAAGGUGAUCAAUUCAUUAGAGGACGUUCGUUUGCGCAACUCCAGUUUAAAAUCGGAACGCGAAGAAGUGACUUCGAUCAUAUCACCGAUUGAUGUGGCGAUUGGAAAGCUGUUAAGUCGCAGCGUUCAGCAAUGCCCAGAUUUGAGCAAAGCAUAUGGAGCCUAUGGUAAUUGGUGCUAUCGAUGGGGCCGUAAAAUCGUUGAACUUCGCACCGAAAAAGAUGAAAAAGCCGGCUUGCGAUCGAAUGAUUUGCUCAUCAUCAAAGAUUUAAUACCGAAUGCAAGUGCCAGUGACAUUGAUCUUAUUUCUAAUGUACUCGACGCUCACAAAGUCAGCGCAGAGGAUGAGGAAUUGGUCGUGUCUAAUUCGGAUAAUAUUUCAUCUACCGAAAUCAUUGAACUACAACUACGACAAAUUGCUAUUUUGAGUGAUUGCUCCACUGAAACUCUGCAGAAAAUCAUCGAAAUUUGGCGCUUGGCAAAUCGAAAUAUUUACAGCUUUUAUGAAAUGGCCGCAGAGGCCUACUUUAAAUACCUUCAGCUUGCAACUCAAAUGCAGGACGAUGGUUUAGCCAAUGUUACAAACAUUGCCGAUGAUGGGAAAUCAACUGAAAAUUGUUCGGUUGUUACUGCGACGUUGAGAAUUUUGCGCUUGAUUGUGAAGCAUGCACUUGGUUUGCAGGAAGUCUUGGAACACGGACUGGAAACCACACCAACUUCACCAUGGAAGAUUAUCAUCCCGCAACUUUUCUCCCGGCUUAACCAUCACGAACCAUACGUUCGAAAGCGUGUAUCAGAGCUGUUAUGCCGUGUUGCUCGUGAUUCACCUCACUUAAUCAUAUUCCCGGCUGUGGUUGGAGCUGCCCAAGACAAGCAACGUGUUAACAUCACCGAAUUAUCAUCAUUCUCCGCCAGCAAUCAUCGGGACGUCCAAUCGCCCAAUUCGGCAUUGACCAUCUGCUUCAACUCUCUGCUAGACACACUCUCGAAACAAGCAUCUGAACAAGUGCAACAGGUUCAGUUGAUGGUGCGUGAACUGAAACGAAUCACCUUGCUGUGGGAAGAAUUAUGGUUGUCAUCGUUAUCACAAGUGUACUCCGAAUGUGCUAAACGAGUUGCAAUCCUUGAGAAUGACCUGGCGAAAUUGGCCACCGAAGAGAGCAAUACAAAGCAAUUGGAUGAAAAUAAGCGUAUUGUGCUUGCGGAGAAAUACCGUGUGAUUUUGCGUCCGAUUUUGUUUGUCAUGGAGCGUCUAAACGAAGCGACUUCCGUGAAGGCGGAAACAGCUAAUGAAUUGGCAUUCCAAGAGCGAUUCUCGACAGCUAUUCAAGAGACAAUACAAUCGGUGAAGGAACCAUUAAGCUUUGGCAGUUUAUCACCCGACGGAUGGGUCAAAUUCAAGCAACUUUACACCAUACUGCAACAACGUUCGCAAAAACGGUCAUCCAGUCAAUAUAAAAUGGUGGACAUCAGUCCAGUGUUGGCUCAGAUGAAAAAUACCGUCAUUUCAAUGCCUGGAAUUGAAAAUCAUCAAAACCGAAGUCGAAGUGAUGGCGAUCAAAAUCGCUGGAUUUACAUUCGAUCCGUUGAUAAUUUCGUACAAAUUUUACCAACGAAAACUAAGCCGAAAAAGUUGGCAUUUUAUGGCAGCGACGGUCGUAAAUACACCUAUCUCUUCAAAGGUCUGGAAGAUUUACAUUUGGAUGAACGUAUCAUGCAAUUCUUAUCGAUAGCCAAUUCAAUGAUGACCAAAACACGAACCACUUUCGGACAAACUACCAAAUAUCGCGCAAAACAUUAUUCGGUUACGCCUCUUGGUAACCAUUCCGGUCUAAUCAGUUGGGUGGAUGGAAUGACGCCGAUAUUUGCGUUGUAUAAAAAAUGGCAACAGCGUCAAGCGACGAGUCCCAAAAAGGAAAAGAGUCCAUCAAAUGCGACAACAAAUGCUAAGAAUACGCCACCGCAAGCAAUUCCACGACCAUCCGAACUGUAUUUCCAGAAGUUAACGCCUCUCCUCAACAAACACAAUAUCAAAGCGAACCAAAGCAGCCGAAAAGAAUGGCCUUUACAAGUACUAAAGGAAGUCCUUGCGGAGCUCACUGCUGAAACACCACGCGAUCUUCUUGCCAAAGAACUAUGGUGCUACAGUACCAACGCAGCAGAAUGGCGCCAAGUUAUUCGUAAUUAUGCUCAAUCGCUUGCUGUGAUGAGUGUUAUUGGCUACGUCAUCGGAUUAGGUGACAGACAUUUGGAUAAUAUUUUAGUUGAUUUAAUGACUGGUGAAAUUUUGCACAUUGACUACAAUGUGUGCUUUGAAAAAGGGAAAACGUUGCGAGUACCAGAGAAAGUGCCGUUCCGCAUGACGUCAAAUUUACAAGAAGCGCUCGGUGUAACGGGCAUUGAGGGCACAUUUCGGCUGGCGUGCGAACAUGUCCUAAAAACACUGAAAAAGGGACGUGAGACAUUAUUAACACUAUUGGAAGCGUUUGUUUAUGAUCCGUUGGUUGAUUGGGCCGUUGCUGAAGAUACGGCAAUUGGCGGGGGCGCAAAUGAGGCAACAACAACAACAUCAUCAAAUCGACACCAUCAGCAACAGAUGGCCAACGAAAAGGAUCGUCACAACAAUGUUGUCGCACUCGGUGCUACUGAAAUGGCUUUCGGCAUUGAAACGGCACGUAAACAAAUGCAAGACGAAUUCACACGAGAUACACUUAUCAUCCAAUUCACCGAACUCAAACCGGACUGGUUGCAAAAUAGAGAUGGUUUCUACAAUCAAUUAAAGCAAGUGCAGGCAUAUUUGCUGAGCUUGCAGCAGCAGCGUUUGUGUUUGCAAUCGUUGGAGGCGAAUCGAAUGUUGUUGGCCAAGCAAGCUGCGAUGGUGGCUGAAGCCAUGCAACUCGACUCAGCAUUGGGCAGUCAUCCGUUGGGCACUCUAGCACAACGCUACACCAUUUACAAGCAGAAAAAAGACGAAUGCGACAGUUGUCGACGUGCAUUGGUCGAUCGAAUGUCACAAUGUACCAAGCAUAUGAUAGAUUAUCACAACUGUUUGCAGGCCAUCGAAGCGAACAAGAUAGCCGAGCAUUUGAGUGAAUUAAACGAAUUGAUGGCAUUGCUAAAGGUCACCGCAACGAAUCAUGCUUUUGAUUUGGUUAAAGAAUUCCUCGAUACAGCAGCACAAAAACCGAUUUAUGUGCAAAGUUGCCAGCUAAGCUCGGGUCUUGAUACGCUGGUAACAAAACAAAUUACCACCAUUCAAAAAUCACUCGAAUCACUCGUGGAAUAUGGCGCAAUAACACGGUAUCAUCCACCGUCGGUGCAUACACAGCACCGUAUCAUCAAGUAUGCGGAAUGGUGUAAAUAUCUGGCGGAACAUCAAUCAGUUCAGGAUUGUCGUGAUAUUGUCACACAAUUCCAAGCAACAAUCGGAAAGAAUGCCAACAACAAAGUGCCCGUACAACAGGUGAUUACGUUCUCCUAUUCGUUGCAGACAACGCUACGAGACGGUGAAUUCAAGCUGCAAAAGUUACUCGAGCGUUUGAAUGUUGAAACGGACAAUGCAGUAAUUGAUGGCAGCACAACCGUAAACAUCAUGCAAUACACAAAUCUAUUCGAAGAUGCGCGCAAUUCGAUUCGCAUCUUUUUCCAAAACCAAAACACUUUGUCAACCGAAAAGAAGUACAAUGUGCUAGCCCUGCAUUGUGUCACGAUAACGAUAUUAUGCGAUUUGAAUAAGCGACUUUUGUUGAUGGAAAAUGCGGCCGCAAGUUCAGCAGACAACAUGGUCGACUUAACAUUCAAUGGAAAUUGGGUCUUAGACGAAUUGUAUGCGCAUUCGGCAAUCAUGUGCGAAAUGGCAUCAAUCAUUGAAAAGGCUCAUCGGGAUCAUGCGACAGAAACCUUGACCGACCAAUUCAAAUGUGCUGCACAAUGCUUACGCGAAAUACAGAACAUUCACGAGAAUUUGCGCGAGUUCAACGAACAAUUUUCUUUAACGAUUCUCAACGAUGUACUCUAUGGCAUUAUCAGCGAAAAACAAAGCGUUUUGGACAUGAUUUCAGCAUUAUCGAGCCUGCAAGAGAGUUUACACACCAUUCCAGAGCUAUUGAACAAUUUGUAUUUGCAUUUGAGACAUGGGGCGAAUGCUGAAGCAGCUACUCAUCAAGCAUCCGAUGAUGUGGCUGUGCUGCGACAAAAAUUGAAUGCACUCAAAGCGCAAAUGGAGCAAAGUGGUAACGAAAUCGGGUCAAAACUAUUCCUUCGCAUCAAUGGAUUAUUCGAAAAGCUUGACGAUGAGUAUGAUCGACUAAUCGAUUGUGUUCAGGACCUAAAUUUUCUGGGCGAUCAGCGGAAAAUUGACCAAAUAAAAAAUUCUAUACAGCUAGCGUCAACCGUUCUCAGUUCCGAUAGUCGUGUCACCUUGAAGGAAAUCUUUUUCGUCAAAAAAAUCGAAGCAAUGGUUGAAUUCUUCACUAUGAUCCUACAAAUCGCCUGCUCUUUCAAAUCGGCCGGCAUGAAUCCAGUGUACAUCGAGGACAGUCAACUGUGUCGACCGCUACGAAAAUAUUUGACCGAUUUUGUUUGGCGUAAAAUGUUUGGUUUACAAUCCUAUUGUGUGACCGUGAUAUUGUGCGAUUUAUUGCAUGGCAUAAAUGUUGAUGUCGAAAGCGAAAUAAAUAUGGUCGAUGUGGGUGCCCAAAGCGUUGUAUCCAUGGAGGAAUUGUGUCGUAAAUCGGUUGACAAAUACGUUCGAAGCGAAAAAAUACCCAAAAUGAUUCAAACGCAGGCAACAACGCUUUGUUGGAAUUUGGAUGGUGCCUGGCGAAAACUAUGCACCAUACAAAAUAUUCAGAAUCAAGUGACUUGCCAACAGAAUACGUUGCUGCGUUCACAGUUGAUAUUAACGGCACACUUUUGGAUGUACGAAGAAGCGCUCACCAAACAAACUGGAUUUUCGAUAAAACCAACCCGUAACCGUGCCACAAUCAUGUUACAGCUGGAUGAAACCACUAAAACCCUAAUCACACUCCAAUCAAGCGUGCGACGGCAACGGGAUGAGUUGUCCGUAUUAACCACCGCUAUAAAUCAACGAUUGAAAUGGGCAGCCGGAGCAAAUCCACAACUAGUCGAUUUGAUGAACGAAUUUGUGAGCUUGAUAACAAAGCGACAAGAAAGCAUCGAACGCAUUGGUUUGUUGGCAACGGCAGCGCUAAAGGAGAGCUCAGCCAUUCUGAAGUAUGAAAAAUUGCGUGUGUCAACGACCGAAGCAUUGGACGAAGAUCAAAAGUUUUUGGGUUUGGUAUCGCGAUGGGAAAAAUGCUGUAACAUUGCAAAAACAUGUGUAAACGCUGUCACGCCGAUUGAAGAGGGCCUCAUUGAGAUGCUUGAUCCAGAGGGUCCAAUUGAUCGAAUGUGGUUGAACAAUGUCGCGGCAUUAAUUGAUGAAUUGGUCAACCAAGUACAGCAGGACAUAAGCAAGAUUGAACGGGAAAUCGUUGAUUCACAAGAUGAAUUACAAUCGUGUGCUUAUCGAUUACGUGCAUUGAUGGCUACUCACAAUCGCAUCGCGCCGAAAAUUUUGAACUUGGUAAAUGCAAUUUAUCGUAUGGUCGACGAAGACAAGAAAUCCAUUUUGGGCGAAUACGUGGAGAAGCAUAAUUUGAUGAAGGAAACCAUUGCCGAACUGCAAGGCCAUAUUAUGAGCAAAGAUUUCACCGAAGAACUGGUGAACGUUACACUCAAUCAAACUGCUGAAUUACUAAACACAUUGAAAGAUACAUUCAAUAAUCUGAUUAGUGUCGGCCAUUUGUUGACUGAAAACGACAAAAUGCUAACGACACCAGUCAUCGCCCAAAUUCAGCAACAGGAUUGUGUCCUCAGUCGACCGAGCAGCCCAUCAAAAUCGAAGACACAAAAAGGAACGGAGCAAAAACGGAACGCAUAUGCAGUGUCUGUGUGGCGCCGUAUUCGCAUGAAACUGGAGGGUCGUGAUCCGGAUCCAACACGACGCUAUUCAACCGCCGAACAAGUUGAUUGGAUGAUACGCGAAGCAAUGGAUCCCAACAAUUUGGCCGUUCUCUACGAAGGAUGGACGCCAUGGGUGUGAACACAUUAUAACAUCGAUUCAAUACACCAUGAAACUGUGAACAACUAAAAUCAAAAGAAACUAAAAAAAAAUCGCAUUCGAAUUUCGAUUUGGAAAUUUGAUGGAAAAUAAUUUCUUUUGACAUUAUUACGUAACGACGUUUGUGUCCCGUUGUCAUCGAAGCGCAUUUCGCAUCUUCACCCCCCAAACACAAACAGAGGAACAACAACAACAACAACAAAAUAGUGUUUUAAGUAAAAACAAAAGAACAUGGCUAUUCAAUUUAAGAUCUACACAAUAUUUCGGGUGGUUGAUGGAAAUAUAUUGCGUUGACAACACAGCAAACUCAAAAUAGAUUACAAGGAAGCAAGCGCUCCGGUCAAGCUGCGACCGGCUCGCAUUUGGUGCAAUUUCUGCAUUCAAUUCGCGUUUUGUGUAUUCGUUUCAAAUUUGCCAUCAUAAAAACCAACUCAACGAGCAAAAUACACACACAUAUACAUGUAUAGAAUAUAAAAAACAUAAAGAUCAAGGCAUCCAAUGAAAUUUGGAAAGAAAAAUGUAUCAGAAUCAAAUCAUUUAAGAAAAAUUAAAGAUAAAAAGUAAAUUUGCUUUCACUACGCUACUCUAUGAUCGUGACCAGAGAUCUGAUGACGGUGUGGCUGUAGGUAGGAGAUAAGGAAACACUGUCCAAGCGGCAUUAUAUGACAGCUUUUUUUCAUUGUGCAGACUAACAUCAUUCAAUCUCAGUGUAUCUUCAUUUGAAUUGUGAAUCCGAAAUUAUCCAAAGUUAUUUUCUUCAACACUCAUUCGAUUAUUUGGCAAACCGAUUAAAAUUAUCAUCAUUCAUUAUGUUUUGGAAUUUAGAAAAAAAAAAGUAACGUUUUCCUUGUAAUUAAAUCAUCUGAAUUACCAUGUCGUUUUAUUUGCUAUAUCAGGCACGAAGUUAAUGGAAACAGAAACGCGGCCCAGAUGAAUUUACUUUUUUUUUUAUUUUGAAGACCCUUCCGGUCGCUCAAAUUAUGUUCAUUCAUUUUAAUUGGAUUUUAAGUUAUACCGAAAAGAAAACAAAUUAUCUGACCUAAAUGUUCAAUAAACGUAAUUGGAUAUAUCAUGCAA